Molecule: messenger RNA, 966 nt
Organism: Castor canadensis (American beaver)
Lineage: Eukaryota; Metazoa; Chordata; Mammalia; Rodentia; Castoridae
Product: olfactory receptor 7E178-like
Biological process (GO): G protein-coupled receptor signaling pathway
Cellular component (GO): membrane
Molecular function (GO): olfactory receptor activity; G protein-coupled receptor activity
Source: RefSeq, a predicted model, not a curated record
AUCAUUUUUUCUUUUUUAAACAGGUGCCCAAGCAAAACAGAAGCACAUAAUCUAACUCAGAUUUCAGAAUUCCAUCUCAUGGGACUCUCAGAGGAUCCAGAACUGGAGCUCUUCCUUUUGGGACUGUUCCCGACCAUGUACCUGUUUACAGUGCUUGGAAACCUGCUUAUCAUCCUGGUUGUCAGCUCUGACUCCCACCUCCACACCCCCAUGUACUUCUUCCUCUCCAACCUGUCCUUUGCUGACAUCUGUUUCAUAUCUACCACAGUCCCAAAGAUGAUUGUGUGCAUUAAAAAUCAGAGUAGGGUCAUAUCCUAUGUGGGCUGCAUGACACAAAUGUCUCUAUUUUUUGUUUUUGGAAAUAUGGAUGAUAUGCUUUUGACUGUGAUGGCCUAUGACCAGUUUGUGGCCAUCUGUCAACCCCUGCAUUAUUCAGUCAUCAUGAACCGUCACUUCUGUGUUUUGUUGGUGUUUGUGUCUCUUUUAUUUUGCCUUUGUGAAUCCCAGCUACAUAGUCUGAUUGCCUUAUAUUUUACCCACUUCAAGGAUGUGGAAAUUUCUAAUUUCUUCUGUGAGCCUUCUCAAGUCCUAAAUCUUGCCUGUUCUGAGUCCUUUACCAAAAAUUUAGUCAUGUAUUUAGUUGGUGCUAUUUCUGGUUUUCUUCCUCUCUCAGGGAUCUUUUUCUCUUACUAUAAAAUUCCAUCUUCCAUUCUGAGAAUCCCAUCAUCAGGUGGGAAAUAUAAAGCCUUUUCUACCUGUGGGUCUCAUUUGUUGGUUGUUUGCUUAUUUUAUGGCACAGCUAUUGGCGUGUACCUUGGAUCUGUUGUAUCAACGUCUCCUAAAAACAGUGCAGUGACCUCAGUGAUGUACACUGUGGUGAUCCCCAUGCUGAAUCCCUUCAUCUACAGCUUGAGGAACAGGGACAUCAAAAAUGCCCUUUUUAAACUUCAGAGCAGAGCAAUCUAG